This is a messenger RNA of Phacochoerus africanus (Common warthog), 2468 nucleotides long. It is a transcript of the gene CACNG6, whose product is annotated as calcium voltage-gated channel auxiliary subunit gamma 6. Gene Ontology annotation, molecular function: calcium channel regulator activity. Gene Ontology annotation, biological process: regulation of calcium ion transmembrane transport via high voltage-gated calcium channel; calcium ion transport. The transcript has 4 exons. The coding region runs from base 1481 to 2260 and encodes 259 amino acids. NCBI's taxonomy places the organism in Eukaryota, Metazoa, Chordata, Mammalia, Artiodactyla, Suidae. Gene Ontology annotation, cellular component: L-type voltage-gated calcium channel complex; membrane. The record is from RefSeq and is a predicted model, not a curated record.
UCCCUGCCCUGCCCCGCCCCCUCUCCCGCCGCCUAGGCGAUCGGACCCUCAGCUCCCGCCCUUGCUCCCUUAAGGAAGUAAAAGUCCUUUCGGGCCCCGGCGGUCAGGACCCGGCCCCCGGCCCCUCCUCCCCGGGCAGCCUGCCUCCUCCCCGCCCCUCGUCCCCUUAAAAUACCCGGGAUCCCUAUGGCAACAGGCGCCGGCGACAGGUGCGGGUGUUAUUUACGGGUCGCGCCCGAAAUAGCCGGCGAGGGUGAAGGGGGGUGGGCGGAUGGGGGCGAGGCUGGGAGUGAGCGGAGCGGCCGGGCCGGCGGGCCGAGCGGGCAGCUGCGCGCAGAAGCGGCGGUUCGGAGGCAUCGCGGAGCUGGGGUCGGCGCGGCGCCGAGGCAGGAGAGCGAGAGGGGUCCCUGUCCAGGAGACGGGGGUGGGAGGCCUGAGGGAGACGCCUGGCCUGGAGCUGAGCCUGGAGCCGUCCCGGUCCGGCAGGCCCUGGGAGCCCGGGGGAGGGGGAGCCGAGUGAUUCAAAGGACACAGAGUCCCUCCCGGGUCCCACUUGCCCUCUGAGCCGCGGGGGGCUUUGUCCCCAUUUCCUGAGCCGCAGUGCGGACCACAGCCCCUUCAUCUGAGCCCCAGUGGGGACCUCAGGUCCCCUUCCUGAGCCCUGGGGGAGUCCCUCAGCCCCAGUGUAGACCUUCUCUGAUCUCUGAAUGACCAGGGGGACCCCCAGCCCCUUUUCCUGAAUUACAGCAGAUCCUCCGCUGUGAAAGUUGCAGGUCCUACUGCCCCUCUGGGACCCGGUAGUAAUUCUGCCCUCCUCUUCUGAACCCCACCCCACCCGGCACCCCAGUCUUUCCUCUUCUGAAUCGCAGAGGGGACCCAGCUCCUCCUUCCCCAGACUCUGAGCCCAAAGAAGCCAGGAAGCAUCUCCUCUCAAACACAUAAGGGACCUCAGCUCUCCUUCCCGAGUACCCCAAACGCUGAGCCCUCGUGGGGAGCUCAGGUCCUUUCCAUCCGGGAACAAGAGUUUCCCUUUGGUGAUUCCUUCGGGUGGGGACCCCGGAGCGCCCCGCAGAGCUUCAGCUGAAACCCGGUUCUCCUUCCCCUGGAGCCCUCAGGCUCCCCUCCCGGGUACCCCGUUUCGAGCGCUGCCGCUGGGGGAACCUUGCUUUUUCUCUGGUCCCAUAUUUGCUGCGCUGCAGUGGGUACCCCGGGCCCUCCUCUGGACCUUAGAGGGUUCUCAGCAGAGGAUCUAGUUUUUUUUUUUUUUUUUUUCUCUGCGAAGCCCCACAGGGGACCACCUCGACGUCUCCUUUCGAGGUUCCAGGGAGGUUUCAGAUUUUUCCUAUUCGUAGAUCAGCGGAAGCCGGGCCCCUCACCCGCUUCUAGACGCCAGGCGCUUCCCUCCCCGCCCCCACCCCUCCAGAGCCUGCCUCGGGCUCCGGGCCUCCUUCGCACCUGAGCCUCGUUGCCGGCGGCAAAGAUGAUGAUGUGGUCCAACUUCUUCCUGCAAGAGGAGGACCGGCGGCGAGGGGCCGAGAGCCGGCGGCGGGCUCACAAGUCCGGCAGGAUGACCCCGGAGCGGGAGGGCAAGAUCAAGCUGGCGCUGCUGCUGACCUCCGUGGGCGCCACGCUGGCCGUGCUGGCCGUGGGCACCGAGUUCUGGGUGGAACUCAACACCUACAGGGACAACAGCAGUGCCGUCUGCGAUGCAGCUCACCUGGGGCUCUGGAAGAUGUGCACCAAGCGACUGUGGCAGGCGGACAUGCCGGCGGGCAGAGACACCUGCGGUCCCGCGGAGCUGCCUGGAGAAGCAAACUGCACUUACUUUAAAUUCUUCACCACAGGAGAGAAUGCACACAUCUUCCAGAGAACCACAAAGAAAGAGGUGAAUGUGGCAGCUGCGGUGAUAGCAGUGCUAGGCCUGAUAGUCAUGGCCCUGGGGUGCCUCUGUAUCAUCAUGGUGCUCAGCAAAGGUGCAGAGUUCCUGCUCCGGGUGGGAGCAGUCUGCUUUGGCCUCUCAGGCCUGCUGCUUCUGGUCAGCCUGGAGGUGUUCCGGCAUUCUGUGCACGCCUUGCUACAGAGGGUCAGCCCCGAGCCGCCCCCGGCCCCAGCCCUGACCUAUGAAUACUCGUGGUCUCUGGGCUGUGGCGUGGGGGCCGGCCUGGUCCUGAUCCUGGGGGGCGGCUGCUUUCUCCUGCUCACUCUGCCUCCCUGGCCCUGGGGCUCACUCUGUCCCAAGUCGGGGCCCAGGGCCACCUAGAACCACGGCUGUGCUUUCUCUAAGCAACUUCCAAGCCCUUCUCCCUUCUCCUUUGUCCCCCUCAAAAUCUCUUGUCCCUUGUCCUGGAGAGACUGUAUUCUCCCUGCUCUGGGGCCCAGGCUGUUUGCAAACACCUGGCCUUCACGCCCUCAUCUUUUUCCUCUGUACAUAUAUUUUUCUUGGGGCUGAAUUUGGGUUGCUGGGUGGG